Knipowitschia caucasica is the source of this 435-nucleotide messenger RNA. Lineage: Eukaryota; Metazoa; Chordata; Actinopteri; Gobiiformes; Gobiidae. The record is from the annotation of a GenBank genome assembly.
AUGGCGGUGGUGGUGGUGGUGGAGGUGGUGGUGGAGGAGGUGGAGGUGGAGGUGGUGGUGGAGGUGAUGGUGGAGAUGAUGGUGGUGGAGGUGGAGAUGGUGGCGGUGGAGGUGGAGGUGGAGUCAACCCUGCGGGCCGACGCUGCCCUGGGCGCCUACAUGUUCUUCCUUAUCCUGACGGGCUUCCCUAUCAACUUCCUCACACUCUACGUCACCCUCGAACACAAGAAGCUGCGGACCCCUCUAAACUAUAUUCUGCUCAACCUGGCGGUAGCUGACCUCUUCAUGGUGUUUUGGAGGAUUCACCACAACGAUGUAUACCUCAAUGCACGGCUACUUUGUUCUCGGACGCCUCGGCUGCAACGUGGAAGGGUUUUUUUUGCCACUCUGGGCGGUGAGAUCGCCCUGUGGUCUCUGGGUGGUCCUGGCUAUUGA